AUGCCUGGCAACAAACCCAAGUUGGCCCAGCUGGCUACGCCUGUCACCAGCACCUUCCCCUCCGAGACCAUCUUCUCGGCCUCGACUCCUCUCUCCGCCAGACCCAUGUCUUGCAAAGAGCUCCCCAUCAAGACGCCUAUUAGCCCGCCCACCGCCUACACGGACUUCCUCAAGGUCAUGUCUCUCAACUCGCCUGCCGCCUUCAAGCCGUCAACCUCGGGCGAGACCACACCCGAAUCCACUGCCGAGUCUGCCCCGUCGACCGCCACCAGCGAGGAGACGGAUGUCUCGUGCAAGUGCGAGAACGAGCACAAGAGCCCGGCCACGGCUCCCGCCAUCCCUCCUAGCCCCUUCACCCAACUGCCAAUGUCAGCGCCUGCUACCGGCGCAAACUGCUUCCCGAGCCUCAAGAUCCCGCCCUCGCCAGCAGUAUCCUACCUGGACUCCCCCAUCAGCGCCAGCACUGUGCGCUCCCCUUUCAGUGCCAGAUCCGUCCACUCUGUAUUCGACUGGGACGCAGCCCUCAAGGCCAAGAGGUUAAACGAUGCCAAGAAGCCUUCGAGGACGAGCGUGAAGCACAUCCGCGAGGUUGUCACGCGGACAGUGACGUACACGCCGAGGAUGAACCCAGCGCCAAAGGGCAAGAGGAGGAAGGUGGAAUGA
Molecule: messenger RNA, 663 nt
Organism: Colletotrichum siamense
Lineage: Eukaryota; Fungi; Ascomycota; Sordariomycetes; Glomerellales; Glomerellaceae
Exons: 1
Coding region: 1-663 (220 amino acids)
Source: RefSeq, a predicted model, not a curated record